Molecule: messenger RNA, 3007 nt
Organism: Danio aesculapii
Lineage: Eukaryota; Metazoa; Chordata; Actinopteri; Cypriniformes; Danionidae
Gene: hhatlb
Product: hedgehog acyltransferase like, b
Exons: 12
Coding region: 151-1770 (539 amino acids)
Biological process (GO): negative regulation of N-terminal protein palmitoylation
Cellular component (GO): endoplasmic reticulum
Molecular function (GO): acyltransferase activity
Source: RefSeq, a predicted model, not a curated record
UGUCCGCAACUGCCCAACAGGCAGUUUGUGCACCCAGCUGACACUUUAUAGAAGCAGAGGAUGCAUUAGACUCCUUUUCAAACUUAUCAUUGUCAUUAUUAUAAAUUCAGGUGGAUUUUUCAGCAAGUAUUUCUGUGCUCAAGGUGGAUAAUGGGGGUCAAAGCAGCUCUACCGAGGUACGAGCUCUACUUGUAUAAUGUGGUGCUUUGUUUGGCGACGCUCUGGGCUGCCAAGUGGAUAUUUGAUGUGUCCAGCUCAAAUUCCAACAGAAAGAGCUUCAAGAGCAGCGUUCAGCCAGGAUGGUACUACUCAGGCAGAAAAAUGGAUACGGCUGAUGUGGAGUGGAUGAUGUGGUUUUCCACGUUUCGAGAGCACAUCAUCUUCGCUCUCUCAGGUCAUGUGAUCUUUGGCAAGAUCUGCUCUCUGCUGGCUCCCCAGUACAGGUCUCUGGUGUUCAUGGUGUAUGGGGUGCUGGCGGUUUGGAGCAGUAUGGGCUGGGCGUAUGUGAUGCUCAUCCUGUCUCACUGCGUGCUGCUCUACAGCAUCUCUCUAGUCAAGCUCAGGUGGCUCUGCUUCACCGCUGGACUCUCCACGCUGGCUACUUUCAAGAUGGAGCCCUUCAUUUCCUGGCAGGCCGGGUUUGUGACUGGUGGUUUCGAGCUGCGUCCUCUCCUGUUCUACGCUGGCUGUGGUUUCACCAUCAUGCGCUGUAUGAGUUUUGCACUUGAAAACUGUGAAAGAAAAGAUGGAAACUACAGCAUCCUGGAGCUCCUCAAGUACAACUUCUACCUGCCCUUCUUUUACUUUGGGCCCAUCAUGACCUUCGAUAAGUUCUACGUUCAGGCCAAUAACCCAAACCUGACGAGGAAAGACGGAGAGAUGUGGAACAUUUCCAUUCAGGCGCUGUUACAUUUGGGUGUUAUCAUUAUAGUGGCUGUUCUCCUUCACUUCAUGUACAUUCUGAGCAUCCCGAGUGACAUGAAGCUCCUCAAACACAUCUCUGACUGGGCUCUUGUUGGACUGGCCUACUUAAAUCUGCUGUAUGACUGGGUGAAAGCGGCUGUGAUGUUUGGAGUGAUAAACACAGUGUCAAAACUGGACCAUCUGGAACCUCCCACACCACCCAAAUGUAUUACACUGCUCUAUGUCUUCUCUGAGGCACACUUUGACCGAGGAAUAAACGACUUUCUCUGCAAAUAUGUUUAUAAUUAUCUCGGCGGGAAGCAUGAGAAUAUUCUGGAUGAGCUGAUAGCCUCUCUGUGCACAUACGGCAUCAUGGCUCUCUGGCUGGGGCCAGGCUGGGUGGUUUUCAUCUGGGCUUUCUUGAACUGCUUUGGCUUGAAUUUUGAACUGUGGACUGUCAAGUUCUUCACCAUGGAGCCUUUUAUUUCUAUCGAGAUGGCGAUAUCAGAUUCAAUGUCACGCAGGAUCAGGGCUGUGUUUAAUACAUUUAACUUUUGGACGAUUGUGCUGUAUAAUGUUCUGGCCCUCAACAGUCUUGAAUUUGCCAAACUGGUGGCUAAGAGAUUGUUACUCAAAGGUUUCCCCUUUACCACCAUCACUGUGAUGUUUGUCACCUACUGCUUGAUUCAGCUGAUUAAGGAAAAGGAAAGAAGACAAGCUUUGAUUGAUGACCCUGACCCGAUUCCUCCUCCUCCUCCUCCACCACCAGCCCCUGUUACUGCUCCGACCUCCACUGACCCCAGCAGCAUCCAGAUGGACACCACUGCUGUCCAGCCCACUGAGACGAGCAAGCACAAGGCAGAGUAGAGACGCUCACACUCUUAUUAAACAUCUGCAGUUUACUUACACAUACCCGCUUGUUCAGUGUGAUGUCAAAGUUUUCAGGUCCAGAUACUAUAUGAUAUAUACGCAUACAGUGCAAAGUAUAAACGAGUACACCCAUUUUUUUUAAAUGAAUAUUUUGAUCCACUUCUUAGUGGAUAUAGACAAUAUAUUUUGUUGCUUUUAAACAAACUGUUUCAUUAUACAUUUAUAUUCAUUAAAAUAAGAUGUUAUUCACCUAAUGUCUUUAGAAAUAGAAAGAUAGUACAUUCAAAUUCAAAUGAGGCCUUACAAAGAAUUACAAACUACAAAAUUUCAAUUAAAUUGACUUUUUUUAUGUUUAUCUUGAUUUUUCCUCUUUAUUGAUUUUUUAUUUAUUAUUUUCCCCCUAAAAUAUUAACUUUAAUAUACAAAUUUUUGGACCGUGAUCUUAAAACCAAGUUAUUUUGUUAGAUUAGUUCCAGUUUGGGCUUUGGUACUGACUACACUCAUGUACAUGCACAAAUGUAUUAUUGUAUGGCAUCCUAUUGAUAAUAUUAAUUUAUAAGAGAGAUCUGUGGUUUAUGCUGAGCACUGUAUAUAUUUGCGCUAACAUAUGUUCUGAGUGUGCUGCAAUACUAUUGAAAAUCAUGAUAGUAAUGUUUAUAUCCACAUACCUCAGAUGCUCAAAAAGUGAUUCAUCUUUUAUAAAUCAUUCAAAUAUUGGUGUCUGGAAUGCAGCAGAGCCUAAGGAGCAUCACGAUUUAGUCAAAGAUUUGCUGUAAAAUGUGAUAUGACUAGUGGUCAUAAACGGCUGUUAAGUUUUCUCAAUUCAAAGCAUAGAGGCUUGGGCCUGGAAACAAUAAUCCAUAUGCAGUAUGUCACAAUUCAACAAGCAACUUGGAUUAUGGAAAAAUCCAAGUCUAGAAAUAUGUUGAAAAAUGUUUGUAUCAACCACACUGUAAGGAACAAUGCUGCAUUUGAUAAGUUUUUACAGAUUGCAGCCUCUACUGUCAAUGGCUGUUUUUUUUUGUUGUUUUUUUUAUUUGGCCUAGUGAUAGUUUUACAUGUGUUUUGCAGUUAAAACAUAGAGAAUGAAACUUAUUACUAAACAUUUUAUGACUUAGAUUUCAUUCAAAUGAAAAAGCAGAAGUGAUAAUUUCCUGAAAAUUAAAUAGCUUAUUAUGAACUGAGGGUCACAAUGUUUUUUUGUGAUAUGCAUUAAAAACAUUUUGGUUUGCGA